AUGGACGAAAAAAAACCAAUUGCUCUUUUCUCAAAGGAAUACUACGCUGCAUGUACAAUCGGUGGAAUUGUUGCUUGUGGUCCUACCCAUUCAGCUCUUACACCAUUGGACUUGGUGAAAUGCCGGCGCCAGGUCAAUUCGUCGCUUUAUGCAUCGAAUGUCCAGGGCUGGAAAACCAUCAUGAAGACAUCCGGUGACUCGAUCUUCAUGGGCUUUGGUGCAACUUUCAUCGGAUAUGCUCUCCAAGGUGCCGGAAAGUACGGGUUCUAUGAGUACUUCAAGAAGACCUAUGGUGAUAUGGUGGGGCCUGAAAAGGCUGAAAAGUAUAAAACGGGGAUCUUUUUGAGUGCUGCAGCAUCUGCCGAGUUCUUGGCAGAUCUUGCUUUGUGCCCAUUCGAGACCAUCAAAGUGAAGACUCAAACCACGAUUCCUCCAUAUGCGACCUCUGUUGUUGAUGGAUGGCGAAAAAUCACUGCAAAAGAAGGAAUUGCAGGAUUGUACAAGGGAAUUGGACCCUUGUGGGCCCGUCAAAUCCCAUACACCAUGGUGAAAUUUGCUUCCUUUGAAAAGACUGUCGAGAAGAUCUACGCCUACUUAGGAAAGCCAGUCUCGUCGUACACUCCAUUGCAACAGACUGGUGUUUCGUUUUUGGGAGGAUACAUUGCAGGUAUUUUCUGUGCCAUUGUGUCGCACCCUGCCGACGUUAUGGUGUCCAAGAUCAAUUCAGACAAGAAGGCAACAGAGAGCUUGGGUGCUGCACUCAAGAGAAUAUACGGUGACAUCGGAUUCCGUGGUGUGUGGAACGGUUUGCCGGUCAGAAUUGUCAUGGUUGGUACAUUAACCGGAUUCCAGUGGUUGAUCUACGACUCUUUUAAAGUGUAUGUGGGCUUGCCUACAACUGGCGGUCAUUAG
Messenger RNA from Australozyma saopauloensis, 912 nucleotides. RefSeq names its product Cu/Pi carrier. The transcript has a single exon. NCBI's taxonomy places the organism in Eukaryota, Fungi, Ascomycota, Pichiomycetes, Serinales, Metschnikowiaceae. Gene Ontology annotation, biological process: mitochondrial phosphate ion transmembrane transport. Gene Ontology annotation, cellular component: mitochondrial inner membrane. Gene Ontology annotation, molecular function: phosphate transmembrane transporter activity. The coding region runs from base 1 to 912 and encodes 303 amino acids. The record is from RefSeq and is a predicted model, not a curated record.